Cuscuta epithymum is the source of this 2923-nucleotide messenger RNA. The record is from the annotation of a GenBank genome assembly. NCBI's taxonomy places the organism in Eukaryota, Viridiplantae, Streptophyta, Magnoliopsida, Solanales, Convolvulaceae.
CCGCCUCUCUCUACAAAAUCUCUUUCUUCUUCUUCUUCUUCGCUUUGAAGGGUGGGUGGGUAGGGUUGUGGAAAUUAGAGGAAUGGGUUCGUGUGGUUCGGUGCACAAAGGCCAACAAACACAUAUGAAGGGACGCCAUGUGAUCGGCUCCAAACUUGUCAAUCCAUCUCCCCUCACACUCCAAAUCACCGCCGUUGACCACUCUAAGCUCUCCGCCCAUCCGCCGUCACCUCUUCCACAGCCCGCUCCUUCACUUGACUUUGGCAGCAAGGAAGAAGCAUUUUUUGAUUCCCAGCUGUAUUUGGAGUCUGAUUGUGAGGAUUAUGACUUCCGCAGUGUUAAAGGAGUGCUUACCAUGGCUGAUCCGGAAACUUAUGAUCCAUCAAAAGAUCCUAGCAGAAAACCCAAAUCGGAUGAUCCCGGAUGGGAAUUUGGUUUUUGGCCGGACAAGAAUAACCGGGACUUGGUAGAAUGCGCACUUUGUGGAAGACAAGUUCAUUCCGGAGUUAAACGGUUGAAGCAACACUUAGUUGGCGGUUACGGGGAUGUUGAAAAAUGCGCAAAGACAACUGCAGAAAUAAGAACUAAGAUAGGCAAUUAUAUGAAGAGCAAAAUGAAGAAUAAAAUGCCAGUGCCUGUUGAAUUGGAUGAUGAAGAUGAUGAAUUGGACGAGGAUCAUGUGACACAAGUAUCAUCUCGUGCUUCUUCUAUCCAUCCAGUUCCUAGUUCUGGAACAGCCAUAAAAAGGAAGCGUGUAGCGCAGGCCACUCUAAAAUUUCAGCAUUCACUACCAAAAUCAGGUAAACCAACUAAUUCUGUUGCUUCAAUGAUCAGAAAGUCACCUGAAGAAGUGAUAGAAGAAAGGCAUUCUCAGGGGAAGAGUCAACAGACUCUUGAGGGUUGUACUAGAUCCAAAGAAGAGGUCAAGAAAGUUCAUGGGCACAUUGCUGAUUUUUUCUAUGAGAAUGGCAUACCGUUCAAUGCUGCAAACUCAAGAAGCUAUGAAAUUAUGAUUGAGUCAAUCGGGCAGUUUGGCCCCGGACUGAAACCUCCGAGUUAUCAUGAAUUAAGGGUGCCUCUUCUGGAGGAAGCUGUGAAGGAUACAGAAAAGUUGAAGGAGAACCAUGAAAUUGCUUGGAAGCAAUAUGGAUGUACACUCAUGUCGGAUGGAUGGUCCGAUAAAAGGAGUCGACAUUUGGUAAAUUUUCUCGUUAAUAGUCCAGAAGGGACUUUCUUCUUAGAGUCGAUUGAUGCUUCGCAUGAGUCACAGGAUGCAAGUCUGUUAGCAUCAUUGCUUGAGAAACAGAUUCAAAAGAUUGGCAAAGAGAAUGUCAUUCAAGUAGUGACAGAUAAUGGAGCAAACUACAAAGCCGCUGGGAAGCUACUGGAGCAGCGUAUACCCACACUUUCUUGGACUCCUUGUGCGGCUCACUGCCUAGAUCUUAUGAUGGAGGAUAUUGGGAAACUCGUUGAGUUUAAGCCCUGGAUUGAUAGUGCAAGACGUUGCACCACUUUUAUUUAUAGGCACACAAGGAUUCUAAGCGCAAUGCGGGAGAGAACUGGUGGAAGAGAUCUAGUGAGGGCUGGUGUUACACGGUUUGCCACAGCAUUUCUCACUUUGCAAAGUUUGUGCAAGUAUAGAGAACCUUUGAGGAACUUGUUUGUGAGUCAAGAUUGGAAUAAUUCGAAGUUGUCAAGUACAGCAGUGGGGCAAAGGGUAUGUGACACUAUUCUUGCUACUAAAUUUUGGAAUGGGGUGGAGGAUACCUUGAGAGCAUGUCAUCCACUUCUUGUUGUUCUAAGGAUAGUUGAUGGGGAUGAGCACCCGGCUAUGCCUGAGCUUGCCAUGGCUAUGAGAGAAGCUAAGAAAAAAAUAAAUGAGUCGUUUGCAGGUAGGCCCAGAGUGUUGAAAAAGCUAAUGAAGAUUUUUGAGGAUCGCUGGGCAGAUCAAAUGGAAGUAAAGUUGUAUGGGGCUGCUUUAUUUCUCAACCCAUCUAAGUAUUUUGACUUGAAGAGGACUGAUACUGCAUAUGCUUAUGAGCAACGAGCGUUGUUCAAUGAUGUGGUUUACAAGAUGAUUGGUGAUGAUGAGUUGGAGUGCAAGAUUAGCAAACAAGUUGAUGAUUAUGAUUUCUUGCGAGGAGGAUUUGCAAAGCCAUUGCCAAUCAAACAUCAAAAAACCAAGGCGCCUCUCAAUUGGUGGAAUGCUUUUGGUGGCCAUGCUUUGGAGCUACAAUCACUUGCAUUACGCAUAAUAGGCCUUUGUUGUUCUUCUUCGGGUUGCGAACGCAAUUGGAGUACGUUUGAAUUUAUCCACACCAAGAAAAGAAAUAGGUUGGAGCAUAAGAGACUGAAUGAUUUGGUGUUCAUUCAGUACAAUAGGAAGAUUGUCAACAGGUUCAAAAAGAGGCGUGAAGAAGGAAGUAGUUUCAACCCUUUGGUUUUAGAAGAGUUUUCUUGGGAUAAUGAGUGGGUUGAUGAUUCUGGUAGUCAAGUAGUUCACCAUGGGGAUGAUCUUUUAUGGGAUGAAGUUGAUGAAGCUCUUGGUGCUUCAAGAAAUCUAGAUCGCCGUAAUCCUAGGAGAGGUGAUGGUGGUGAACCUUCAAGUUCAGUUAGGGUUUAUUCUCGGCGUCGUAAUGAUGAUACAGAUGUUGAAGAGAAUGGUCAAGAGAGUGAACCAUUUCCAAAUGAUGAUUUAGACGUCGAUGAUGAGGAUCAGGAUGCCAUGGAUAUCAUUCAUAACAACCAAGCUGACUCUAGAUUUGACGAUUUCCUUGAUGAUGUUUAAGUCUUUUUAUGUUGGAUUAUGUUAUUGACUUAUUUCUAUUUUCUAGUUUUUGGAUUAUGGAUAAUGUUUGUGGUUGUUUUGAUGAACUAUAUGCUUAUGGUUAUGGUCUUAUGGAUUAUGUUAUUUCUAUGAUUA